AGCCAUUUUGUCUUUCCGUUGCUGCUGCUGCCCGAGCUUCUCCCUCCCACCUGCCGCCGCUGGCCGGGAAACUCCAGUUCCCCCCCAGGGCCUGGCUCCCGCCGCCCGCGGGACCCGCUCUCCGGCCUCCCCGCGCCUGGGGGAGGCACCACCGGCAGCGGCGCGGGAAGCCCCGAGCCUCCUCCUCAGCAGCGCAUGCCCUCCCUGCCCCGGGAGGUGCCUCCGCAGCCCCACGGACCCCCCCGGCGAGAUCUGGGGCGCCUCUCCCCCCACAGGUCAGCCGCAUGUGACUUGCCCGGGGCAGUCCCGUCCCGCGUCGAGACGCUGCUCCGCAGCCUCCUCCUCCUCCUCCUCCGCCAAGGCCAGAGCCUGACCCUCCGCCCGUCCUCCUCCGAGAGCGGCGUGCCCUUGCCCGGCGGCGAGGGGGGACGCCCGGCGUGGCUCUGAGAGAGCCGCGCAGAGGCUGCCCCCUGCUCCUCUCUCUCCCCCCGAUCCUCCUCCUCCUCCCCUUCCCCUUCUCCCCCGCCCCGCCAUGUCCAGCGAGGAGAGCUACCUGGCCAUCCUCCGCUACCUGACCAACGAGCGGGAGCCCUACGCGCCGGGGACGGAGGGCAACGCCAAGCGGAAGAUCCGCAAGGCAGCCGCCUGCUACGUGGUGCGCGGCGGCACCCUUUACUACCAGCGGCGGCAGCGGGACCAGCAGAGCUUCGCCGAACUCGAGGUGGUGCUGCAGGCUGAGCGCCGCGCACGCCUCAUCCGCGCCGCGCACCUGGCCCCCGACGGCGCCCACCGCACCCGGCUGCAGACCUGGCAGGGGCUCUCGCAGAAGUACUGGUGGCGAGGUAUUCUUAAGCAGGUUAAAGAUUACAUUAAAGAAUGCAGCAAGUGCCAGGAAAAGCUAGAUCGCUCUAGAUCUCUGUCAGAUCCUUCUGAAAUGCUUGAAGAACUAGGACUGGAUCCAAAAUCUCAUGAAGACGGUAAUGAAACAGAUGAUGAAUUGAGUAAUACGUCAUCAAUCCCAGCUGCAUCUCCAAAGCCUGUGAAGAAGCAGCCAAUAGCAAAGCAUGAGCUUGUAUUUGUUGACAGUAAGGGCCUUGUGAAGCAAUCAUCUUCCAAACAUUGUCUGUCAGUCUUGAACCAGCUGAAUCAGCAGAGGCUUUCCAAUCAGUUCUGUGAUGUGACUCUGCUGAUUGAAGGAGAGGAGUACAAAGCUCACAAGUCUGUCUUGGCAGCCAACAGCGAGUACUUCCGGGAGCUCUUCAUUGAGAAGGGAGCUGUCUCUAGUCAUGAAGCUGUGGUGGAUCUGUCAGGGUUCUGCAAGUCCAGUUUCCUGCCUUUAUUGGAAUUUGCUUACACUUCAGAAUUAACUUUUGACUUCUGUAGUAUGGCAGAAGUAGCCAUGCUUGCCCGGCAUCUCUUCAUGUCAGAGGUCCUUGAAAUCUGUGAAAAUGUGCACAAACAGAUGGAAGAGAAACAAAUUACAGUGUACCAAAAAGGAGAUAUUCAAACAGUAGAGUCAACACAAAAUUUAGCAGAGCAGACUGAAGUCGAGAUGCAACCUGUGGAAGGUGCUCAGCAACCUGAGCUCACAGCCAGUGAAGCUCCAGUAGCUGUGAAUGGAGCUCCUUCCUCUGCUGGGCCAGAGGAGGCAGCAGCAGCACCCCCCCAGCCUGACAUCCCACCCCCAGAGCCUGUGGAAGCCACUCCAGAUGAUGUUUCAAAGCCUGUGGAGGAGCAGUGUGAAACAACUGAAAAUUGCAUCAAGAUGCAGCAGCUGGAGAGCAUCUCAAGUAGCACCGGGUCUGUUGUAAAGGCUGAGCAAUCAGUUGUGGAAGCCAUGGACAUACAGAAUCAAACAGAAAUUGGGACAGAUAAAAAUGAAAGUAGAGCAAAUGUGGACACUGGUUCUGAAGACUCCUCAGAAACACUCAAGCAAAAAUGUGGCAAACAAAGUAAAGAAGAGAGUGUUUCAGUUUCACAGGUGGAAAGCUUAGCCUCCAGCCAAGAUGAUACUUACAAAAGCAAACUUCGCCAGCGUUCUGUUAGUGAGGGUGGAUAUAUAAGAUUGCAUAAAGGAAUUGAAAAAAAACUGCAGAAUAGAAAGACAAAUCCUAAAUCUGCAAUACAGCAGGUUGCCAUGAAGCUGGUACAAAGAGGGAAAAAAAUGAAACAGCCCAAAAGAGAGACCACAGAAAAUAAUGAACCAGAAAGUCAGCACAAAUGCACUGAAUGUGGAAUGGUGUUCCAGCGACGCUAUGCGCUUAUAAUGCACACACUGAAACAUGAAAGAUCUAAAGAUUAUAAAUGCCCAUUGUGUAAAAAAGAAUUCCAGUAUGGUGCCUCCCUGCGAGCCCAUCUUGUCCGGCACACUCGGAAGACUGAAGUGAGCACUGGAGGUGCUGGUGGAGAAGAGACGGGAAUGUCUGCAGUGAAAGGGAGAACCAAACGGGAAUUUAUAUGUGAUAUAUGUGGGAGAACUCUACCUAAGCUUUAUUCUCUGAGAAUACAUAUGCUCAAGCAUACAGGUGUAAAGCCACAUGCAUGCAAGGUUUGUGGAAAAACCUUUACGUACAAGCAUGGAUUAAAAAUGCACUUAGCUCUCCACGAAGUACAGAAACAGUUCAAGUGUGAAUUGUGUGAAAAGUCUUUUGUGACAAAAAGAAGUCUUCAGGAACACAUGAGCAUUCAUACUGGAGAAUCCAAGUAUCUUUGUUCCAUCUGUGGAAAAUCUUUCCACAGGGCUUCAGGACUUAGUAAACACAUAAAGAAACACCAGCCGAAGCCUGAAGUUCGUGGAUAUCAGUGUACUCAGUGUGAAAAGAGUUUCUAUGAAGCUCGAGAUCUUCGUCAGCAUAUGAAUAAACAUUUAGGUGUGAAGCCGUUUCAGUGCCAGUUCUGUGGAAAAUGUUACAGUUGGAAGAAAGACUGGUAUUCUCAUGUGAAGUCUCAUUCUGUCACAGACCCUUAUAGGUGUAAUAUAUGUGGAAAAGAAUUUUAUGAGAAAGCUUUGUAUAGAAGACAUGUAAAGAAAGCCACACAUGGUAAAAAAGGAAGAGCAAAACAAAAUCUGGAACGAGUUUGUGAGCACUGUGGAAGAAAAUUCACACAACUCCGGGAAUAUAGGAGACACAUGAACAAUCAUGAAGGUGUGAAGCCAUUUGAGUGCCUGACUUGUGGAGUAGCCUGGGCUGAUGCUCGUUCCCUGAAGCGCCACGUGAGAACGCACACCGGGGAGCGGCCGUAUGUCUGCCCGGUGUGCAACGAGGCCUACAUAGACGCCCGAACACUACGGAAGCACAUGACCAAGUUUCACAGGGACUACGUGCCCUGCAAAAUCAUGCUGGAGAAGGACACUCUGCAGUUUCAUAACCAGGGCACGCAGGUGGAGCACGCCAUCAGCAUUUUAGCAGCAGACAUGCAGGAGCAAGAGGCGGAGAUCAGUGUUGGGGAUGGUGAAAUCGAGACUGUGGUGGUGACAGGAGAGACGCUCGAAGCCAUCGAAGCGGUUGCGGCUACCGAGGAGUGUACGUCGGUCUCUACUCUUUCUGACCAAAGCAUCAUGCAGGUGGUUAAUUAUGUACUGGCACAACAGCAAGGACAGAAAAUGGCAGAAGUGACGCAGGCCAUUGAAACUGUAGAAGUAGAAGUAGCCCAUGUUACAAAGGCAGACUGAAUAUGGGAUGUGAGAGGGUGAAUUCUUGGUGAUCUCUAGGGACUAAAUAUUUAAACUGGGUGUCUGAGGCCCACAGAGAAUCCUGCUUUCAAACAGUUAAAUCACCAGGACCAAAUGGCUUGGUGACUAAAUACUGCUCCAGAAAUUAUGGGGAAAAAGAUAAGAUGCUCUAGUGUGGGCCAAGGCUUUGAAGGCAAAGAUUUCUGCACUGGCCAUAAAUGUAAAAAAGAAAACUUAGAAGAAUGAUGUUUUUUUUGUGUCAUGGCGUAAGAAUCCUAUAGUAACUUAAAAAAAUAAAACCCCCAUAACUAUAUAAAGAAACUGCACUGAAAACUAGAAAUGCACAGCUGUCCAUAGCAUUUUUUUACUUUCAUUUUUAUGUUGUUUUUGUGUAUUUCAUCAUGUUUAUGAGAAAAUUACCUGUAUUGGAUUCAAUUUGUUUACUUCCCAAGACAAGGGGAUGGGUAGAGUGUUUCAGGGUGUGCUUCAAGUGACACACAGAAAAUCUAAGGCUUUGGGGUUUUUUAAACAAGAAACACUUCUACCAAGAGGUAACUGAAUGUGUUAUGCACGUGAACAAUCAGAAAUGUGGUUUUUAUGUUCUCAGUCUAGAAUGCUAUCAAAUGUUUCCCAGCUUUGAUAGCAGCAAGAUAGCCAAGCAGCCAGAAGCCCAUAAUAUUUGCAGGGUAAAUCCUGUAGAUAAAGUUACAUGUUUAUUACUCCCUGGGGCAUGGGAAACAAAACUGAAGCAAAGCCGGUGAGAAAGUAACCACCUGAUUUGAAUGAGUGUAUCUGCCAGCAUUUUGUUUAACUGAAUAUCUGUCUACUAAGCUACAGAAUGGACUGUUCUUUUUAUACUUUGCAAACAUGUAGAUAAGCAGUUGUUGAAAAUUUUUAAAGCAAUAUGUAGUUUGAGCUCCUGCCUUGGAUCUGAAUUAAUCUGUAGCUGACUGUUUCAAAUGGCAAGGUCUUCCUGCGGAGGAGUAAUGUAAUUAUUUAUACAUUGUGGAGCCCUUUACAAUUGUAUCAUUUUCUAAUUACCGAAUGGAGUAAAAUGAAAAUUAAUACUUUACAAAAAUUACUGGUAGCUGUAACUCUUGAAUUUUUGUAUGGGCAGGAAUCUGGACAUAGCUGUCCUGCUUAAAAUACUGCCAUUAUGAUAGAAAAAGUUUUAAAAGAGCACUAGCUAAACUUUAAAAUUUACUUCAAUGUUUGUAUCGUACAAAUACUCACGUAUUACUAAGGAAAUGUGAGGAAAUGUUUAAGUAAAAAUAGCUGUAAAUAGUGCUAGAACAUUAUUUAUAUAUAUAGCGUGUUACCUUGCAAAAAGAAUCUUGCAAGCACCUCAGUUUAAUCUUUGGUGCAUUUAUUUAUUUGCCCAACCUGUGGAAGAGAGAGAAUUGAAUCUGAAUUUAGAAGCUUUGUUUACCCGCUGCAAAGAUGCUUUAACUGACUUGAUGGUCUGCCAUUUAAAUACAAACAAAAAGAACCUAAAAAAGCCCACAACAAGCUGUGUUCUGAACAGCUGAACGCCAAAGCUGAAUGUUGCAGCACCCCUUUCCUGACAUACGGUGCCUUACCUUUUCAGAACAGCAUGAGGUAAGUAGGGAGUGUUGCUCUAAGCUUUGCUGUUCCUCUAUGUGUGAAGUUGCCUUAUGUUUUUCUUUAGAUUUCAGCAGUUAUAUUUAAAAUGUUCACCCUCUGCAAUCUAUUUGAAGUUGGACUGCAGGAACGCAGUUGAUAUUAUUUAAUUUUUUUUUUCAAAUAAAGAUCAUAAGUGUCCAUUUAUAAAGUAUUCCUUGUGAGUUCCUGUACAUAAUUAAUUUGAUCUGUACAUUCUGCUGUUUUUAUUUAGUGUUAAGAUGUAUAAAGUUACGGUUAUUUGUCAUUAAAUAAACUGAGCUUUG
Molecule: messenger RNA, 5580 nt
Organism: Calypte anna (Anna's hummingbird)
Lineage: Eukaryota; Metazoa; Chordata; Aves; Apodiformes; Trochilidae
Gene: ZBTB11
Product: zinc finger and BTB domain containing 11
Exons: 11
Coding region: 533-3673 (1046 amino acids)
Biological process (GO): regulation of transcription by RNA polymerase II
Cellular component (GO): nucleus
Molecular function (GO): RNA polymerase II cis-regulatory region sequence-specific DNA binding; DNA-binding transcription factor activity, RNA polymerase II-specific; protein binding
Source: RefSeq, a predicted model, not a curated record